GUGGGCUCUCGGCCCGGAUCCGGGAUGGAGAGGGACACCGCAGACCGCGAAGCCGAACGCCUGCAGUUGUCCGACCAAAAUGCGCGUGACCCAACGGGGGCCGGAGAGUGGAGACUGACUACACGCUUUGCGUAGACUGACGCACUGUGGUGCAGGACGGACCCAAGUGUGGGACGGACUGACAGACCUAGUGUGUGAGGGACCGCGGAUGGCAAUACUGACGGCCCGGGCUGAGGCGGACUAUCAGAGCAAAUGUGGAACAGCGCUGGGAUGGAGGACCCUGCUCCAAGGUUCCAGCCAUUCUGUUUCUGAGUGCUGCGGCCAGAUGGCUGUCCCCAAGAGCUCCCUGAGCCCAGUGCCCUGGGAACAGAACAGCUGCUUUCAAGUGAAGGUGGAAGAAGAAGAAGCCAGCCUGUCUCCAGGCCAGCAGUCCGGCCUUGACCACACUGCCCACCCUGAGGCUGCUCGCCUGCGCUUCCGGCACUUCCGCUACGAGGAGGCAUCCAGCCCACAGGAGGCCCUGGCCCGGCUCCGAGAGCUGUGCCGCCGGUGGCUGCAGCCAGAGACGCACUCCAAGGAGCAGAUGCUGGAGCUGCUGGUGCUGGAGCAGUUCCUGGGCACGCUGCCCCCCGAGAUCCAGGCCUGGGUGGGGGCCCAGUGCCCCAAGAGUGGAGAGGAAGCUGCUGUGCUGGUGGAGGAUCUGACUCAAGUGCUGGAGAAGAGAGGCUGGCAGCCCGGGGUGGAGCCUGCGGAGGCAAGCUGCAAGCAGGGAGGUGUGGAGGAGUCAGAACCAUCAGAAGGGACCACUGAAACCCUCAUGGGAGGUGUUUCCUCAGGACCUGCCUUUGUUAAUGCCUGUGAGCCCGAGGGCAGCUCAGAGAGGCAGGUAGGGCUCUUCAACGAGAUGUGGACAAAGCCUGUCACUCAGGAAGUCGGUUUCAGGAGAACGUCAAGGCCCUGCCGCGACGCCCCUGCAGAUCAGCCUGCCUACGAGUCCGGUGCCUCGGGAACCGGUUCCAACGUGUGGUCCACUUCCACCUGCCAGGAGAAAGCUGCUUCCGAGCAGAGGUCCAAUCCAGCGAGUGGCUGUGGGACAGCGCCUCCCUGCCCACACUCAGGGAAGACAUCCUUCACGUGCGGCAGGUGCAGGAAAGCGUUCCCGAGCGCCGCAGCCCUCCAGGCUCACGAGAAGAGCCAUUCUCGCAAGACCCCCUACGCCUGCAGUGAGUGUGGCAAGGCCUUUGGCCGGAGCACUCACUUAGCCCAGCACCAGGUUGUCCACACGGGCGCGAAGCCCCACCAGUGUAAGGAGUGUGGCAAGGCCUUCAGUCGGCUCACCCACCUGACCCAGCACCAGAGGAUCCACACUGGAGAGAAACCGUACAGAUGUGGAGCCUGUGGCAAAACCUUCAGCCGCAGUACCCAUCUCACCCAGCACCAGCGGGUGCACACAGGGGAGAGGCCCUAUGAGUGUGAUGAGUGUGGCAAGGCCUUCAGCCAGAACACCCACCUGACCCAGCACCAGCGCAUCCACACCGGGGAGAAACCCUACACGUGUGACGCGUGUGGGAGAGCCUUCAGCGACUGCUCAGCUCUCAUUCGACACCUGAGAAUACACUCUGGGGAGAAGCCGUAUCAGUGCAAGGUGUGUCCGAAGGCCUUUGCGCAGAGCUCCUCUCUCAUCGAGCACCAGAGGGUCCACACGGGAGAGAAGCCAUAUCGGUGCAGGGACUGUGGGAAGGCCUUCAGCCGCAGCUCAGCCCUCAUGGUGCACCUGAAGAUCCACAUCACAGUGCUGCAGGGAACGGCGGACACCCUCCGGGACUAGCACAGCACCCACUUAGGCUCAGCCUCUGAGAGACACUCUGAGUUCUGAAAGAGCCAGGAACAGGUGGACAGCUGACAAGCCCCAGACGGUAAGUGGCCGAGGACAGACUGCACUGAGGAUCCAGACAGAGGCCAUGGACAGACACAGAACAGUCCCGGCAGCUGGAGGAGCCUGCAGGAGGAUCCUUGCUCGUCUCAGAGAACAGCCGAGCUGCGGAUUGGGAUUGGUUCUCAGGGCCAGGGCAGGUGAGAGGAGAUGCCUGUCAGGACUCAGUCACCCCAGAGGCCUGGGACAGGGAGGCGCCAGCUUCCUGGUCUUAGGGCUGCUCUUCCUGCCUGUCCUCUGCCACCCAGCCCAGAAGGGACGUCUGGCAUGCCUGCCUCUGUGCCUUUGAACCUCUUUCCUCUUCACCCUCCUGGGUGCUGACUGGUGAGGCUGCCUCCCCAGGCCCUCUGGGCAUCUCCUGUGCUCCCUGUCUUACUUGGUGGUGCUACCUGACACUUGCCUAACAUGUUUCUCCCUCCCCUCCUGUUCCACAUCCCACCAGUCGCCAGCCCUGACGGUUUUACCUCAUCUCUGCCAUGGUUACCUUACGUGAGCCCUCGUUGCCUCUCGCCUGCACAGCAGCGAGCGUCUCCUUCUUGAUGCUGCCCUGCCUUCAUUCUCUCGCUGUUUCAAUUCCAAAGGAGCUCUCCUUUACCCCAUAUUGUGUCACUCCGUGGUGGGAAAGCUCUUGAAUGUGUCACCUUCCACAGCUCGACUUCCAGAAUUGGGUCCCCUGCAACUCUCCAGUUACCCUCAUAGUGUAUCUGAACUUGGUGAUUUUCCUGUGUGUGCAGUGACGUGAUAAUGGCUUCCAAGUCCUGUCCUGUGCUGUUCAUGAUCACCGAUAACAUGGCCAAUUCUCCUGCCACAGCCCUGCCUUCUGGACACCAGCCACAUGAAACUCUGUGUGAUCCCUGAAACAGCCAUACUUUUCCCCACCUAAGUGCCUUUGUACUUAUGCCUGGGACCCUCCUCUAUUCCCACAAAAAUAUUCUGAAUGUCCAGCCCUGAACAGUCUUGCCCACCCCUUGAGCAGACGUCAACUUGCCCUGUUCCCAGAGCGCCUCAUACUUUGCUCCCUUACACUUCCUACCAUGUUGUUUCACAAGUGUCAUCCGUGAAGAGACGGAUGCUGUGAGCUCCUGAGAGCAGUGGCUGUCUUGCUCUGUGUCAGCCAGCAAUAGGCUAUGACCAAUGUCUCGAAACGAUGUGACUGGUGCCCUCCCUGAAAUAGUCACUGUGCUGUAGCCCACAUUAUCUUUCCAUGUUUACGUGGCUGUUUUCACACCAGCCGUGGAUCCUGCAGGGCAAGAACAGUGUUUCUUGAGGCCCUAGUGCCAAGAAAGCCUGGUGUGCAUGCAGUGGCUUCAAUUAAAUAGUACCGUAUAGGGGGUUCCCUUCCUCGGAUCCCAGAGCCCCCUGGUACCACAGUCAGUGGUUGCCAGCGUUCUGUCAAUGCACUCUCUUGCCACCUCUCAAAAUCAUGAAUGCCUGGCCAGCUUGCAGGGUCUGUGUCUCUAACUGGGCUGCAGCCCCUUGCUCUGAUGGUUCGUCGUGUAGGAACCAUUCCCUUCCAUGGUGUGUGCUGGUCCCCAUCACCAUCUCUCCCUGGGCAUCUCCCUGUGCUUUGGACUCUUUGUGUCACAAGUAAACAGAGCCACAAAGACUGAGAGGAGAGCUUCAGAACAGGACGGGGAGACCCAGGGACACAGAGACAUCAUGUCAGUUUAUCAGACAGGGUCUGAGACACAGGCAGAGGCUGAGAAACCAAGAGAAGGGGGCAGACUUGGGAGAAAACUCAGAGAUGAGAGAUGCACGUUUCCAGGGACGUGAUCAUACAGGCUUGUGUCAGGCUAAGGGAACAGAAAAGGUAUGGGCUUAAAGUCAGGCUUCAGAGCCCGACUCCUGGGGACUGAUCUGAGGACUUUUCAUAAGUGACUUCCCUGGUUGUCUCCACCUCUCUCUGUAGCACCCCCCCCGCCCCAAUUUGGUCUCACUUACUGAUGAGCUGAAUCCCCAACUCCCUGAUGCUCUGAAUUCCCCACCACCCAUUCUGUCCUGAUACAUGUGUCUGUGGGAGGGGGAGGAGCUCAGAGGGGAAAAGGAAUCUUUAUUGGGGGCCUACGUGUGCUGGUGAGGCUGCUAAAUACGUUACAUACACCACCUCAUUGAAUCCUCACACAACACUUGGGAGACCCAGAGGGAGCUCCUGGCUCCCGGCUUCAGCCUAGCCCAGCCAUGGCUGAUGUGGGCAUUUGGAGAGUGAAGAUCUCGCUAUGUGUCUCCCUCUCUCUCACUCUGCCUUUCAAAUAAAUAAAUAAAUCUUAAAAAGAAAAAAAAG
Molecule: messenger RNA, 4214 nt
Organism: Lepus europaeus (European hare)
Lineage: Eukaryota; Metazoa; Chordata; Mammalia; Lagomorpha; Leporidae
Gene: ZSCAN22
Product: zinc finger and SCAN domain containing 22
Exons: 3
Coding region: 209-1828 (539 amino acids)
Biological process (GO): regulation of transcription by RNA polymerase II
Molecular function (GO): RNA polymerase II cis-regulatory region sequence-specific DNA binding; DNA-binding transcription factor activity, RNA polymerase II-specific
Source: RefSeq, a predicted model, not a curated record